Molecule: messenger RNA, 1092 nt
Organism: Drosophila melanogaster (fruit fly)
Lineage: Eukaryota; Metazoa; Arthropoda; Insecta; Diptera; Drosophilidae
Exons: 3
Coding region: 202-1002 (266 amino acids)
Cellular component (GO): membrane
Molecular function (GO): zinc ion binding
Source: RefSeq, marked reviewed
CUAACGUUCAAGUUGUAUGUAAUAUGUUGCAGAGAAAUUCGGUGUAAAAAUUUGUUUUCUCAAAAUUUGUUUUGUAACGCUCACAAGUGGACAAACGCCACCAACCGCCGCCAAGCAGUUGUCAAUAUCAUUGCAAGCAGUGCAGGCGCACCACACAAUAGCCGUUGCUUACCCGCAACAACAUCUGUGUACCCGAGCAAUAUGUCGCAUCAUCAACACGUUCUUUCCGAGGCCGCUGCCCUUCGUCUGAUUAACGGUCUGGAGUCAGCCGGCAAUGCCACAAUGCCACUCGGCGCUCAGCCGCCUCAGUCAGCGGCAGCUGAAGCAAUCUGCUCGUCGCAAAUCGUAGCAUCGGCACAUGGCACGCCCACUGCAUCCACGGCAGCACUGGAAAUAUCCUCAGCACGGCAACGGAUGCUGCGAAGUCACCUACAGGAGAGCCUCCAUUCGGCGAACGAGAGCGGCAACUCGUGCCGCAUCUGCCGCUGGAACCGCAACGACAUGGAGAUCAUCAAAUGUCCCUGCAACUGCAAGGGCAGCGUGGGCUACAUCCACCUAAAGUGCUUGAAGCGCUGGAUCAUGCACAGGCGGGAUAAUCGCUGUGAGAUCUGCAAUGCGGUCUUUAAUAUCGCGGAGGAGCGGGCCAGUCUGAAGCAAAUGAUCCGAACCUUCUGCUGCGGCCGUUGUUGCGGCCUGAUUGUGAAGCAUCUGCUAUUUAGCGCCUCGCUAAUGCCACUAGCCCAUAUCAUCUUGCAGCAGGUGCUGCAGUGCAUGGAUAAUAUGAAUCAAGGCAGCACCGAUCAGUUAACCGUCCAGGAGGUGUUUGUCGCCUCUUGUGCCCUUCUGACCUCCAGUGCACUUUUCUUCCACUUCUUUGAGUUUGUCACCACACGAUUUAUGCUCAUCCGGAACAUUCUCAGCCACUGGUGGAUGUUUGGCAGCACCUCCGAUUUUGAGCUGGUGGAGAUUGAGGAUGAUUCCAUCGAUUUUUUCGAUGAUUAGCCGAUAAUAUGGACUGAUAUAAAAAUGAUGAUAAUGGAAGGCAGAGCAGCAUUCAUGUUUACAGUUAAAUAAAUUAUUUUAUUAUUUCAU